Messenger RNA from Rubroshorea leprosula, 1327 nucleotides. NCBI's taxonomy places the organism in Eukaryota, Viridiplantae, Streptophyta, Magnoliopsida, Malvales, Dipterocarpaceae. The record is from the annotation of a GenBank genome assembly.
AUCAUUUAAGUUAGGGAUUUAUUUUAGGGAAAAAUAUUGUUUGGGGCCUAAUGGUGAAAAUUUUGAAACUUGAGGGACUUAAAAGAGAAAAUGAAUUGGAUAAGGAUCAGCUAUUUUUUUUCCCUUCUUUCUUUCUUCCUUAUCCGCGUGUUCCUGCUCAUUCUUCUUCUCCCCUGCAGCCAAACAAGGCUAGGCCACCGACAACACCUCCCUUUUGAAAAACCGGUAACAAGCUUGGUUUUUGCCUUUCUUUCUUGUUCAAGAACAAGAUUUAAGCUUGGAAAUCCCCCUCUCUCUGCAGAAUUACCAGAUUUGCUCUGCUUUGCUCUUCCUCCCCUGUCCGUCGGUUUCUACUGGGUGCGAAUUUCUGGGCGUUUUUCGAAUUGCCGCUGGCUUCUUUCCCCCUCCAGUUCUGCAGCUGGAAAAAUUCUGGUUCUUGAUCCUUGGGGCACUUUAGUAUAUGGCUUGAGUCUUCGGUUUUGUGCGAUUUGAGGUCUUGAUUUGGGUCGAGGGCACUACAUAAUCACAUCGAUAACCCUUAAGUUUAGUUACUUGUGUUGAGGCGUGAAGUUAGCUCCCGCUUUCCAAAUGGCCAUUGGGGAGGGUGGAGAAUGAGAUUUGUUGUUGGCUUGUUAGAGCAAUGAUGAGUACCCAUUCCUUGUGAAGUGAAUCUAACUGUUGUACCUUUGUAACUGUCGGCCAUGUAUCUUGAAAUUGAUUUCCUUGUAAUUGUGACGCUAAAAUUUAAUGACUAGUAGAUUUUGAGCAUGUGCAUUUAUCUAAAAAAGGGCAAGAUAGAUGGUCUUGUUAUCAUUGUUUCUGUCAUUUUUUUGCUUGAAUAUUGGUUGAUUCUAUUGAUGUUUUGACCUUGGAACUUACUAUUUUACAAAUCAUUUGGAAACUUAAUCCUUUGGAGUUAUGUAGUAUGUUUCCCCGAUGUAGGAGUUUACUUUUGAUCUUGCAAUGUGCUAUGUGUUGUCACUUCGACCAUCGAUAUUAUGAUGGUCUUGAGCUCAAGCUAGAGACCACUUUAGGAUGAUCUUAGUUUUCUUAAUGUCUUACCCUAGAGCUUGUAAUAAAUGUAGGUCAAUUUUGGGUGCAGCUGAAUGUGUGGAGUAAUGAAAGUGUUGCCUGGCCAAUAGCUAAUCCGUUAAUAACUUGUUCUUUAGCUUCAAAUUUUGGUUUCCUUAGUAACUUUGUUGUAGAUCCUUUUCUUUAUAUUUAGUUUUUUUUCGAUUUGAAGGUUUUGUUCUUAUGACCAAUGCUGAUGAGCAAUUUUCAUAAUUUCUUAGAUGUAAAAUCGUUAGAACAAAGUAAUGACUUUUCU